ACAUAGAAUGAUAAAAAACAACGAAGACAAUGAACAUAAAAGAAUCUUAGUUUGAUAAGUUGCAUAAUACAUUAAAAUGGUGAUGGUGCAGCAUUCCAACUUCCUUGGCAGUUUGUUGGAGUCGGCUGUUACAAGUCAUUGCUCCCUAUUUGGUCGUGCUGUCCAUGCACAAAUUCUCAAGACACACCACACCCCUCUCCCUUCCUUCCUUUGCAACCAUCUAGUCAACAUGUAUUCCAAACUCGACCAUCUUAUCUCUGCCCAACACGUUCUCUCUCUCACCAACACUCGCACCGUCGUCACUUGGACUUCUCUCAUUUCCGGCUGCGUUCAGAAUGCCCGUUUUGUCUCUGCCCUCCACCACUUCUCUAACAUGCGCCGUGAGUGCAUUCGCCCCAACGACUUCACUUUUCCGUGCGUCUUUAAGGCUUUGUCUUCGCUGCAGAUGCCUGUUACCGGGAAACAGGUUCACGCCCUUGCGUUAAAGGAUGGCAUGAUUUAUGACGUCUUUGUUGGGUGCAGUGCCUUCGAUAUGUACAGUAAAACUGGCCUCUUAAUUGAUGCUCGCAAGAUGUUCGAUGAAAUGCCUGACAAAAAUUUGGCCACAUGGAAUGCUUAUAUUUCCAAUGCAGUGCUUGAUGGAAAGUUCUUGGAUGCGAUAGGUGCAUUUAAGGAGUUACUUUGCCUGAACGGAGAGCCGAAUUCGAUCACAUUCUGUGCAUUUCUUAAUGCGUGUUCUGACAUGUCAAGUUUGGAGCUCGGGCGUCAGUUGCAUGCUUUUGUAAUUCGUGGUGGAUACAGGGAGGAUGUUUCUGUUUCGAAUGGGCUUGUUGAUUUCUAUGGAAAGUGUGGGGAUAUCAUGUCUGCUGAAAUGGUUUUUAGCAGGAUUGGGCGGAAAAAUGUUGUUUCUUGGUGUUCUAUGCUUGCUGCUCUUGUGAAAAACCAUGAGGAAGAGAGGGCUUGUAUGGUCUUCAUGAGAGCUAGGGAAGAAGGUGUUGAACCAACGGAUUUUAUGAUAUCAAGUGUGAUUAGUGCUUGUGCUGAGCUUGGAGGGCUUGAAUUGGGCAGGACAGUACAUGCACUCUCUGUCAAAGCAUGCGUCGAGGAGAAUAUAUUUGUUGGGAGUACACUUGUUGACAUGUAUGGAAAAUGUGGAAGCAUCGAAAAUGCAGAGCAAGUCUUUGGUGAAAUGCCUUUGAGGAACUUGGUAACUUGGAAUGCACUGAUUGGUGGAUAUGCGCACCAAGGUGAUGUAGACAUGGCUUUGCAUCUAUUUGAGGAGAUGACAUUGGGUAACUGUGGUAUAACACCAAGUUAUGUGACACUAGUUUCUAUAUUAUCAGCUUGUAGUAGAGCUGGGGCAGUGGAGAGAGGGAUGCAGAUAUUUGAGUCCAUGAGAGUAAACUAUGGAAUUGAACCAGGCUCUGAGCAUUAUGCGUGUGUUGUGGACCUUUUAGGGAGAUCUGGUUUUGUUGAGCGCGCAUAUGAACUUAUAAAAAGAAUGCCAAUUCAUCCCACUAUUUCAGUCUGGGGGGCUCUACUUGGGGCUUGUAGGAUGCAUGGAAAAACAAAGUUAGGAAAAAUUGCAGCAGAGAAAUUAUUUGAACUUGAUCCUGAUGAUUCUGGCAACCAUGUAAUACUAUCUAACAUGCUUGCAUCUGCUGGCAGAUGGGAAGAUGCUUCUCUUAUCAGGAAGGAAAUGAAAGAGAUAGGUAUUAAAAAAAAUGUUGGCUAUAGUUGGAUUGCUGUCAAGAACAAAAUUCAUGUUUUUCAAGCAAAGGAUAAUUUUCAUGAAAAGAACCCUGAAAUUCAGGCAAUGCUAGAUAAGUUGAAAGGAGAGAUGAAAAAAGCUGGAUAUGUUCCUGACACCAAUUUAUCGCUCUUUGACUUAGAAGAAGAAGAAAAGGCUUCAGAAGUUUGGUAUCACAGUGAAAAGAUUGCUCUUGCUUUUGGCCUCAUAGUCCUGCCUCUUGGAAUUCCCAUACGAAUUACAAAAAAUCUUAGGAUUUGUGGAGAUUGCCAUAGUGCCAUUAAGUUCAUCUCAGGAAUUGUUGGUAGAGAAAUUAUUGUGCGAGACAAUAAUCGUUUCCAUCGGUUUAAAGAUGGUUGGUGCUCUUGUAAAGACUACUGGUGA
Arachis stenosperma is the source of this 2134-nucleotide messenger RNA. RefSeq names its product pentatricopeptide repeat-containing protein At4g14850-like. Gene Ontology annotation, biological process: RNA modification. NCBI's taxonomy places the organism in Eukaryota, Viridiplantae, Streptophyta, Magnoliopsida, Fabales, Fabaceae. Bases 77 to 2134 code for a protein of 685 amino acids. The record is from RefSeq and is a predicted model, not a curated record. The transcript is spliced from 2 exons. Gene Ontology annotation, molecular function: RNA binding; zinc ion binding; protein binding.